AUGAGGUGGCGUAAAGAGCGAAAAGCUGGAAGGCAAAUGUGAAUUGUUCGUGCAUUGUUCGAUAAUUUCCGACCAGCUGAUUAUGCUAGAUUAGUGCAUAUAUCUUCCGUGCGUUACUAAGUGCAAGUGUAACCGGUAGGCUCUCAUAAACUGCACGCCACUCGUGCAACGUGUGGUGUUAUCAGGAGACGAUCGCGACAACAAAACGCGGAACGAAUUACCUCAGCGUACCUCUCCUUCAAGUCAUAUCCGAUUCGAACGACGACGGUGAAGCAAACAUCAUGCUCCGACUGGCGGUUACAUCACGGCAGCUCUGCCAACAACUCAUCCGGACGGAAGUGGCAAUUGGGUUUCCUAGCCUGGGACAUUCCUCAACCAAGAUUUCCGCGUUCGCCAGCGCCAGACGGAUGGCACACACGCACGGGAUUAACAGUGCAAGAUCGUUGUCCACAUCACAGCCAAAGCUGCAAAGUGAAGAGGUGGAAGUAACCUUCGUUCGAGCGAAUGGCGAACGAGUGAAGGCAAAGGGCAAGGUUGGAGACUCGCUGCUGGACGUUAUUGUCAACAACAAUAUCGACUUUGAAGGGUUCGGUGCGUGCGAAGGCACCCUAACGUGUUCCACCUGCCAUCUAAUCUUCGCGAAACCGGACUACGACCGGUUGCCGGAAAAACCAAGCGACGAGGAGCUGGAUAUGCUGGAUUUAGCCUAUGAACUGACCGACACAUCGCGUCUCGGUUGUCAAAUCACGCUCUCGAAAGAGCUGCAGGGGCUGGAAGUUCGCGUACCAGCCACAAUCAAUGAUGCCCGAAGUUAAUUUUUGCAGCUGUUUGCUUCCGAGUCGCCUUCUGUGCAAUUGAACAAAGCCAGGAACAAACGCACACAGCUUGGGACCUUCGGUUUAGGUCAGUUUUUGUUUUCAUUUCAUGCUAGUUCAAAGGCGCCUCUGCGUACCAAUUAGUCUUAUUUUUCAUUCGAUACAUGUUCCUUCCAGUUGUAAAUAUGACCAGCAAUGCCAACAGUUUGACCUCCGUUCCAUGUUAUAUGGUUAGUUUUAUAAUGUACCAAACCGAUUAAAUCGAGCCGUAUGCGAUAAAUAAUUCACGAGGUGCUUGAUCCACGCACGUAUGUUUUAUUCAUCUAAAUCUUUAGUGUUGCUCAUCCCAUCCCCGAUGCAACGUUGUUGUUUAAGAUGCAGUAUUUGUUAAAUGUUUAUUCGAUCGAGGUUCUAUGUGGAAACGAAACAGAACAAACGGCUUACCAGGUGUACCGUGCACGAAAUCACGAAAGGAAAAAGCAAUCAAACGCAUAGAAUAUCUGGGAUACAUGUUCAGUGCGCCUUAAUAAAGGGUGUUACAAUACAUGCAAACACAGAUUAAAUUGUGCUGUAAAUAAAACAUUACGCAAAAAUUGCAAAUUAUUGUGCAAAGGGAAACAAUGUGAAACAUUCAGCGGAAUAGCUUUUAUUUGGGUAGACAAAAUAAAGUUGUUAAAA
Messenger RNA from Anopheles moucheti, 1493 nucleotides. It is a transcript of the gene Fdx2, whose product is annotated as adrenodoxin-like protein 2, mitochondrial. Gene Ontology annotation, cellular component: mitochondrion. The record is from RefSeq and is a predicted model, not a curated record. Gene Ontology annotation, molecular function: 2 iron, 2 sulfur cluster binding. Bases 282 to 815 code for a protein of 177 amino acids. Gene Ontology annotation, biological process: P450-containing electron transport chain; positive regulation of oxidoreductase activity. Lineage: Eukaryota; Metazoa; Arthropoda; Insecta; Diptera; Culicidae. The transcript is spliced from 2 exons.